GGUAUAUAAGGGUCAACUCUAUACCGGGACAAAUAGAAUCUAUGAUUACAAAGUAUAUGUUCCUUUGGUAUACAGUAGCAAAGUUAGCCCACAGGUUCUGUUAUAGUUCUUAUACGAAAUGGACCCGAAUAUUAAAUGCAUAGGUCGCAUCUUAUUGGUGUUAUACGCAGUUGUUGCUGUUGGGAAAGCCCUUCAAUGUAUAACAUGUGACAACGCCAAAUCCCACGAGGAAUGCGACAAACGUGGACGAGUGGUUACUUGUAAUAAGAACGAGGAAAUGUGCGCUAUAGAGGAAAGAAAGGUGAACCAAGGACCCGAGAAAUUGAUCUUCAAACACUGCAAGCAACCAUUGGCUUGUUCUAACAACGAAAGACAGAACCCCCGCCCUGCAUGGUGGCCGACUCAAUGCAACAGUCGAGCUGUCAACUCUGUGUGUAGAUGUUGUUGCAGUGGUGACUUAUGUAACCAAGGUGCUAACACAUGCUUUAAUAGAGUAGCAAACGUAUGCCUUCCCCCUCGUACCAACCCCAGAAACGGCAAGGUCACGUGUUCAGACGGAAACAAAAUUGGCAGCUCGUGUUCAUUCACCUGUGACGCCGGUCACGUGAUGUCAGGAUCCAAAACUUCAGAGUGCGGACAAGACGGAACAUGGAGCUCUCCUACGCCGUCAUGUGGCCCCAUAACUUGCCCACGAUUAUCUGCUGGAAACAAACGAAUCGAUGAUUGUUCCAAUGGAAAUCAUGUUGGGAGUGUUUGUCGGUUUACAUGUGAAGCAGGAUACGAGAUGAUUGGUUCCCAAUCUAUCACGUGCCGUGACAUUCUUGAUGCUGACGUCAACGGUGUUUGGAGCUCUUUACCGCCAACAUGCAGACUUAUAACCUGCACCGAACCACCAACGGUGCCAGAGAACGGAUUCCGAGUGUGUAGUGAUGUCAACAACAUUGGUUCGGUUUGUGAAUUCGGGUGUGACGAGUUUUAUUCAAGGAAUGGACCUCUGCGUACGACAUGUAUGAACGUGAGUCCAAGACCGGCGUGGGAUAACAUGGCACCUGUGUGCGAACGUGUUGCUUGUUCCGACCAAGGGGUUUUACCGCACGGAGAAAUAACCUGCGAAGAUUCAAACUUCGCCAACUCUCAAUGUACAUUCAGGUGUACCGCUGACACUUAUUUCAUAUCCCCUGCUGACGUCACAUCGAACACGUGUCAAAAUAAUACGUCAUGGAGCAAACCGAAACCGUGUUGUGCGCGUUGUUUGAGGACGGGGAGGAUUCAAUGUCAUUUUCGAUUUUCCGUUACAAUAAAUUGGUUGACGAAACUUCCAGUAUUCCGCUUAUAAACUCGUUCAAAUCUAACGUUGAAGCAAGGGUCAAUGCUAUUCCUUAUGACGGAGAAGGCACCAGGACCGGCCAAGCUUUAAAAUACGCCAGAGACGUGAUUUUAUCUGCUGAGGGAAAUCGUGAUUACGCUCCCGACGUAGUUUUGCUUCUCACUGAUGGGGUUUCCCAAGACGACGUCAUAACCCCUGCUAAUGCUCUUCGAGAUGAUGGAGUUACGCUUUACACUGUCGGUAUCAUGCCACCUAGCGGCCGUCUCGACACCGCCCAUUUGUUGGAGAUAGCUGGUGAUAUAGACCACGUGAUACUCGCUGAUAACGGGUUCGAUGGUUUGACCCCAAUAUUCGCCCAAGAGCUUAGCCAACAUAUAUGCGGUGAUCCGUGCAAUCACGUGAGGCAUGGCCACGAAUGAUUGGUUGGUUUGAACGACCCGGUGUAUUUUUGCGUUAAGGUUGUACUAUAUUAAAAUGUGAUGAAUCUUCGUUUAAUAAAUUUAUUAUAAUUAAA
This is a messenger RNA of Ciona intestinalis (vase tunicate), 1841 nucleotides long. The record is from RefSeq and is a predicted model, not a curated record. NCBI's taxonomy places the organism in Eukaryota, Metazoa, Chordata, Ascidiacea, Phlebobranchia, Cionidae.